AUGGCAAAUGAGGCAGAGAAAGCUAGAAGUGGUAGCAGCAGCGAGAAUGUAGACAGAUUCAGUGACCUACCCGACAGCAUAAUUCAUAAAAUUCUAUGCUUGGUUGACCUCAAAUGUGCAGUCCAGACAUGUGUGUUGUCCAAAAGAUGGAGAUUUUUGUGGACUUCACUUACUGAACUCAAUUUCAAUGGUACCUGUAUGGAUUUCAUGAACUUUUUAACUUUCAAUAGAUUCGUGAGCAGAGUAUUAGCUACCCGUGAUGACAGCAACCUUUACAGGGUUCAGCUCUAUUCCACUUGGAGUCCCCAUCAUUCUCUAUUGGAUAUGGUCAUAAAAUAUGCAGUUUCCCAUCAUAUUCAGAAUAUGGUCAUAAAUUAUGGUCAUUCUGCUAUCCGAUCUUUUUCUUUACCACCUGCAUUCUUAACAUGUCAAUCAUUGAAAACCCUUCAAUUAUCUGGAUUCAAUCUUAAAGCUUUUGGUGUUGCUCUCCCAAAUCUCAUCUCAUUGAGUCUCUCCCAUUGUUCAUUUACUUAUCCGAGUGAUAUCGAUGAUCCUUUUGCCAGUUGUUUGAAUUUGAAAAAUCUAAGCCUACGCUUUUGCAGUUUUCUGUCUUCAAAAGUCUUGAAAAUAUCUGGGUUCCAAUUACUUGACCUAGAAAUUUUAGGCCUUGGAUAUAUGAAUCUAGCAGGAUUACUGUCUAGGAUUGAGAUUUUUGCACCAAAGCUCGUGUCUUUCAUCUACAAACUCUCUUAUGUAGUGGAUUUCUCCGGGCUCCACCUUCCCUCCCUUAACUAUGCCCAUAUUCAUGUUUGUGCUAAGCAAGACAAGAAGAGAGAGGCCUAUCUGGAUGCGAUCAAUCUUUUCAAAGGGCUUGGUAAUGCACAAUCUGUCAAGCUACAUUCUGAAACCAUUGAGGUCCUUGGUUCAUUUCCUGGUUUGCUAGAACUAGAACCUUCUCCUUUUAAAAGAUUGAAGUCUUUGAAAGUUGCCCCCCACGGUAAAUCUUUGGUGCCUCCCCAUGUGAUGACCUACUUACUUGGUGGCACUUCUCAUGCAAAUUACCUAUAG
Dovyalis caffra is the source of this 1068-nucleotide messenger RNA. NCBI's taxonomy places the organism in Eukaryota, Viridiplantae, Streptophyta, Magnoliopsida, Malpighiales, Salicaceae. The record is from the annotation of a GenBank genome assembly.